CACAUCAACACAGGAGUGACUGGCCCUGAGUUUACUACACAUGCGGAAAACAUAUGACUGUCCCUGUGUUGCAACUCCAGGACCAACAGGCACAUCACUGGGCUACGAGGACAACAGGGAAGUGUUGCAUAACCUAGUUGUUGAGUGCAACAUGGUGACCACCAAUGGGACCAUCCCAGCCAGCCUGUCCAGAGCACUAUGCCAAAGACAAAAUAUCGAUAACACGGAUACCUCUAACUCUCGGACUCACCCCACUGCAAUCCACUCAUCCUUCAACUCUUUGAGGGAUGUAGAGCCAAUAGUGUUUGCCAUCCAGAGAGGAGAUGCUCAAACUGUGAAUGAGAUGUCAGUGGCUGCACCACUCAGCCUGAUGAAAGAGAACAAAGACGGAUGGAUACCUUUGCAUGAGGCUGCAUAUUAUGGCCAAGCUGAAUGCAUUAAGGCACUGAUGAAAGCCCAACCAGGGUCAGUUGACAAGCGCACCCUCCAGGAACAGACUGCUCUGCUCCUGUCAGUUUCCGGUCAGCACUUGUCCUGUGUGCAGUGUCUUCUACAGGCAGGGGCAGACCCCGACAUCAGCUGCAAGAACAAAGAGACCCCCCUAUACAAAGCAUGUGAGCGGGAGAACGUGGAAAUAGUGAGCCUCAUCCUGUCAUUCGGGGCCACAGUGAACCAGAGGUGUAACCGGGGCUGGACAGCACUCCAUGAGGCAGUGUGCCGGGACAACAUGGAGAUCUGUGAGAUGCUGGUUAGGGCAGGAGCCACCAUUAACCCUCCUAAUACCUACAGCAUCACACCACUAAUAGUAGCAGUCCAGCAAGGACGUGUAGAUGCCCUACGGUACCUCAUUAGGAAAGGUGCUGACAUUAACAUGCAGACAUGUGACGGUGCUACAGCCCUGUAUGAGGCCAGUAAAGAUGGCCACAGGGAGAUAGUGGAGCUGCUACUAUCUCACAACACAGACGCCAACAAACCCACCAAGACAGGACUCCUACCUUUACACAUUGCUGCUCAGUAUGGACACCAUGAGAUUGUGUCCCUGCUAGUCCCGGUCACCAGUCGGGCCAGAGUUCGCCACAGUGGAAUCAGCCCCCUCCACCUGGCUGCAGAGCACAACAGGGACAUGGUCACAGCCAUACUGCUCAAGACAGGAGCCGACGUCAAUGCCACACUAUCCCACAAUCGCUCCAUGCGGUAUUCGGAUCACCGCACCACACCACUUUACUUUGCCAUUGCCAAUGGGAGCAGUAAGACAGUAGAAAUGUUACUGAAAGCUGGUGCUAACCUGAGCCUGGACCCAGUCAACCCUCUACUAGCAGCUGUAAGACACGGUUGUGCCAGGAUUGUCUCUCUACUGCUGGAGCAUGGGGCCGAUAUUAACACAAGCAUCCCAUCCUGUCCUACCACCUUCCCUGGUGCUAUUGUACUUUGCCUGAAUAACAUACCUCUUCUCAAGUGCCUUUUGGAUAAGGGCUGUGAUGCCCAGGCCUGCUUCAGAUGUGCUUAUGGUUGCGGCCCACAUCCAGCACAGGUCAGCAUGGGCAGCAUAGGUGUUGACAUCAGCAAAUGCACCAAUGACAUGUCUCUUCUAACCUGCACAGAACCUGCUGUCAGCAAAGUACAGUUUUGUGAGUUGAUCUCAUCACCAUCCAUGUGUAACUGGGAAGGGCCUGUCAUAGACUUGCUGCUGGACUAUGUUGGUAAUGUUCAACUGUGUGCCAGACUCACCGAGGUCCUGGGCGGCCGGCGAGAAUGGCCCAGCAUCAAGGCCAAGUCAUUGUCAUCCCGUCCACUGAUGCACCUUUGUAGGUUAAGGAUCCGUGAGCAGGUGGGUGUGUCCAGGCUCAGGUCUUUGGAUAGACUACCCCUCCCAGACAGACUGCUGCAGUAUCUCAGCUUGCCCAGACACAGCUUUGAUGACUUCUGCCCUGAUGGCAAAUAAGGCUUAUCAGUGACCUGUGUUGUGCCUUAUAGUAUAUUACCUGUUUACAUGAGUUUCUGCGUUAGUAAUUAUUACUUGAUAGGGUAAAAUGUGUGUAAUGGCAAACUAUGUGUGUGUGUGUGUUGUUUGCACAUAGCAUGUGUGUAUGGAAGUGAGCUGCAGUUCUGAGUGGAUGGGUUGACAAAUGACAACAGAUAGCCUAAAGCCACAGCAGUUGAUAAUCUCUGAAGAAGUGCAACGAAACUGAGCUUAAAUGAAACUCAAGGUAAGCUUUUAAAAUACCUGUGUCAUUUAGAUGUUUAGGCCCAGGCAAACAAAUGCAGACAAUCAGUUUGAUGGUUCAUGGGAUGUACUUGUAUAUUCAGCGCUAAUUUUGUAAUAUGCUUUUAAAGUGUGUUUUCAACAGACCUUGUGCAAUGAGUGUAGGCCUAUAUAAUAGUCCAGUUGUUGUUGUAAUGUACUGUAAAUGUUGGUGCCAAAAUGUAUGAUCCUGUAUUGGAAAAGGUGCUGGAACCAAAGACAAAAUCGAAA
This is a messenger RNA of Oncorhynchus masou masou (cherry salmon), 2473 nucleotides long. Its product is annotated as ankyrin repeat and SOCS box protein 2-like. Gene Ontology annotation, cellular component: cytoplasm; nucleus. The transcript is spliced from 9 exons. The record is from RefSeq and is a predicted model, not a curated record. Lineage: Eukaryota; Metazoa; Chordata; Actinopteri; Salmoniformes; Salmonidae. Gene Ontology annotation, molecular function: protein binding. Gene Ontology annotation, biological process: intracellular signal transduction. The coding region runs from base 41 to 1942 and encodes 633 amino acids.